Molecule: messenger RNA, 1761 nt
Organism: Tetrahymena thermophila SB210
Lineage: Eukaryota; Ciliophora; Oligohymenophorea; Hymenostomatida; Tetrahymenidae
Product: ABC transporter family protein
Exons: 8
Cellular component (GO): membrane
Molecular function (GO): ATP binding; ABC-type transporter activity; ATP hydrolysis activity
Source: RefSeq, a predicted model, not a curated record
AUGUAAUUAUACUCAGAAAAAACUAACUCUAUUGAUAUAACAUUUAAAAAUGUUUCUAUCACAGUUCAAACAAAAACUGGAUAAAAAUAAUUACUCAAAAAUGUCUCAGGUAUCUGCAAACACUCAGAAGUUACAGCUAUAUUAGGUUCAUCUGGUGCUGGUAAAACCACAUUGUUAAAUACUAUUUGUGGCAGAAUAUAGAAUAAUAAGACUACUUAAGUUAGCGGAACUAUUCAAGCCAAUUCAAAAGAUGUCACUUUUGAAAAUUUCUCAGAAUUUGGCUCUUACGUAAUGUAAGAUGAUGUAUUAUUAGAAACUAUGACUGUUAGAGAAUGUCUUUAAUUUGCUGCUAAUUUAAAGGUCUAAGGAGGUUAGUAAGAAAAAGAUAAAGUUGUAAAUGAAACUUUGAAAAAUUUAAAAUUAGAAAGAUGCUAAAAUACAUUAAUCGGAGGAUAAUUUGUAAAAGGUAUUUCUGGAGGAGAAAGAAAGCGUGCAUCGAUUGGAUUUGAACUUGUUACAAACCCUUCAGUGCUUAUUUUAGAUGAACCAACUUCUGGGUUAGACAGUUUUACAGCUUAUCUGUUAAUCACUGAGCUCAAAAGAUAUGCUAAAGAAAAGGGGAAAACAAUAGUAUUUACUAUUCACAGCCCUUCAUCUGAUAUAUGGUCUAUGUUUGACAGAAUUUUGCUUCUUGUUGAUGGUAGAUUUAUAUACUAAGGAGGAAGUAACGAUCAAAUUAUCAAACAUUUUAGUAAGAUAGGCUUUGAAUGCCCAAAACUUUAAAAUCCAGCAGAUUACUUUAUGAGCAUUAUGCAUUCUAACGACUCAAACACUAAAAAUUAUCCAAUUUACUUUGAAGGAUACGAUUCUUAAAUGAAGCAGAUAGUUGAGUCAGAAAUGGAAUAAAAAAAAGAUUCAUAGAUUCUUGUGAAUAAAUAUUCAACAUCUUAAUUAUAUCAAAUUACUCAGAUAGCUAAAAGAGCUUUUAAUACAAUUAAAAGGAAUCCCAUUCUUUUCAAAGCUCGUAUCUUUUAAGCAGUAGUUAUGGGAUUAAUUAUAGGUCUAAUUUAUCUCUAGAUGGAAGAUGGAUCAAACAAUCCCACUAGCAUUAGAGAUAUGAAUGAUAGAAAUGGACUUUUAUUUUUUGUUUGCAUUAAUUAAUUGAUGAUGUCUCUUAACCCAUGUCUUGUAUCUUUCCCAUCUAUGAGAGGAGUAUUUUUGAGAGAAGAUAAUUCUAAACUUUACACUGUUUUUGCUUAUUUCUUUGGAAGAUUGGUUGUUGAAAUAAUUCCUUCUAUUAUAGCCCCUAUAGUAUAUGGCAUAAUUUAAUUUUAUAUGAUUGGACUUAACGAUCAUACAGCAGGAAAUGUCAUUUUCUAUUUAUUCAGUUUAGUACUUAACAGCUUACUUGGAUUAGGUAUGGGUUAUAUUGGAGGUGCUAUAUUUUCUCAUAGUAAAACAGCAAUUGUUAUGGGUCCAUUAAUUUUCCUUCCUAAUGCACUUUUCGGAGGAUUCUUCAAGAACAGAAAAGACUUUGCAGAUUGGAUUUCGUGGAUUGAAUAUAUCUUCCCUAUUAAAUAUAGUUUCAAUGCUAUCGCUGCCAAUGAAUAUGAAUAUACUAAAUUUACUCCAAAUCCAACUACAUUACUUGAUAUGCAAUUUUCCAAAUGGGAAUGUGUAUAUAUAUAAUUAGGAUUUUUGGUAGGAUACUUAUUAAUCAGUUAUAUCUGCUUAGUGCUUAAUAAAAAGAGAUUAUAGUGA